This is a messenger RNA of Aspergillus chevalieri, 2169 nucleotides long. RefSeq lists its product as uncharacterized. The record is from RefSeq and is a predicted model, not a curated record. The transcript has 5 exons. The coding region runs from base 1 to 2169 and encodes 722 amino acids. Gene Ontology annotation, molecular function: protein binding. Lineage: Eukaryota; Fungi; Ascomycota; Eurotiomycetes; Eurotiales; Aspergillaceae.
AUGACUUCGGAUAAUGCGCUUCUAGAACGCCCGACCGAGUCUUUGAUCCUUCCUACCAAGCGGCGAUUCUUCCCUUUUAAAAUACCUAAUUUCCAUCAUCAACUUCGUAACUAUAUCAGCACCGCGGACCCCGACAGGAUUUACGUGGUCGUCGACAAAGUUGUAUAUGCGAUUCACGUUGAGUCCCGCAAGCGAGAGAGUAUAGCCGUCAUACCCUUCGAGCCGAAAUGUCUCGCUGCUGGCUACGGAUGGAUUUCUGUGGGAGGUUCGGAUCAUGGAGAAUGCGCUUUCAUUCGAAUCGCUGAUCAGAGAGUGCGUGUCCGAGACGAUGAUGCGCCGGUUUCACAUCCUUCAGAAGUGGAUAGCGCGCUUCCCAUUGAUCUCGAUCCUCCAAGCAGGGUCUCGUCUCCGUGGCCCACUGGUGAGGGAACAGAUUCGGGUCGUUCAAAUUCAAGACUGCUUCCAGAGGUGCAACUCCACAAGUUUGGUGGUAGCAUUGUCAAUUCCGUCGCCUUCCACCGAUUACCUGGUGAUGGGAAGGGCUUAGCAGACGAAGAUGUUUUGAUUGUCAGCAAUAACGAUAAGACUGUGACCAUUUACUCCUUAACCCGUGGGAAAGUUCUCAAGGUCCUUCACCAUCAGUCAUGCAUGAAUUAUGCGACCAUAUCACCAGAUUCAUCCUUGCUUGCUGCCGUCGGUGAUGAAAGUCGCGCAUAUUUUUACGAGGUGUCUCGCGACCUGGAUACUGCCGUGCUCACGGAAAAUGGUGACAAGCUCACUGGGUGGGAAUGGAAUCUCAUUCGUCACGUGGACAUGGAUAUAGGCACUCGGUUUGACGCUGGCUCUUGUUUUACCAUCGCUUUUUCUCCGUCUAGUCACCUGUGCGCCAUAGGAUCGCAAUCGGGCGUGAUUACAAUAUUCAAUGUUCAGAUGGUUUGGGAAAGCUCGCUUGGCCUUUAUGACAAGAGUUCGAUUAUAUGCCACUUCCAUUCUUCUCGGUCUCACUUUGAUGGCGGUGCUGUGCGGAGCAUGAUUUUUUCGCCAAUGCCAUGGGAUCUCCUGGUGUGGAUCGAAGACAAUGGUCGAGCAGGAAUUGCGGAUGUCCGCCAUGCCUUUACACGCCGACAGAUACUAGAUUUGGACCCGAAGGAUCCUAGCCUACAGGAAGUCCGUACAGAACCCAUCCUAGAUGACUCAGAGGGACUAGGGUUUGCCUUCAACCAGGCAUUUCCCGAGUCGCGCGAUGAGAUGGAUGCGGCCCAGCGUGCGAUGCUGGAUUCGAUCCAAGGUUCCUCAAACGAACAACGAGGAGACGGACCUGGUCGUUCAACAUUGAGAGAGAGUUUGAUGCAUGACCUCACGGAAAGAGAAAGACUAAUAGUCGAAUUUCUGAACACAGCGCGAUGGACUUCGAGAGUGGAAGAGGGCCUGACGGGCCGAGAAGGGAGACACAGCUUACACCCACAUCCUCGCUCUAGCGGUAUCCGUCCAUCUCGUCCUACUUCGCCUCUUCGUCCUAAUGAUCCCCAUCACGACCUAUUGCGGGAUAGUUACGUGGGCCAAAAUGCUGAUCAUCGCCAUUCAAGCACGAGGCGUCAGGGUCCCAUUGUUCUACCACCCAAUAACCCAGAGAAUACGGAGACGCAACCUAGUAUCACUGUUAGCUGGACUGCUUCGCCUGCAGAAAUCCAGCCAGCAACAUUGGACAAUUCGUCGCGCACGCCCGACUCGGGUACAGGCGACGCUAGUGGAAUUCAGCGUUCAACCUCGACUCCAAGGCGUGCUGAGCAACAUGAGAUAACCUCUGAGAGUCGCUAUGAAUCACCACGGCUGUUGAAUUCUGAACUGCGGGCUAACGUGGCGGCGGAGCGCCUUCGACGGCAACGUCAGUUAAUCAACGAAGCGCAUAACCGCAACAGCCUACGAGACCAGCGGCAUCGACCACAUCUCUUGGGGUUUGAGCACUCUCCUAGGUGGAUUCGGAAUAUCUUGAACGAGCUUCCCGACAGAAACUAUCAUGUGCAUAGGGACCAGGAUCCCGGCGGUACAGCUGGACUUGGAUGGGGGGCAAAUGGAAGGACCCUGUACGUCGCCACUGUGGAUGGUAUAUUCGAAUUUCACCUCAAUAUUCACGAUCGAAAAACAUUCCCUAUCGUCUCCUUCCGAUAA